AUGGCCAGCAGCUUCCUUUUUCUUAUUCACUUCUUGCUCUUAGUGUUCUUUCCUCCAAACCUUGAAGCAACUCAAGAAGGUGAGCGCAGGGUAUUCAAUUUCAGGUGCGGUUACAAUGGGCCAUCAAUCCGAUUCCCAUUCUGGGUUAAAGCUUUCCACCCAGAUCGCUACCGCUCUCCUGGGUUCGAGCUAUCCUGUGAUAAGAACAAGCAAACAGUCCUUGAUCUUCCCUUUUCUGUGAAGCUAUUUGUCAAGAAAAUUGGCUAUAAAUCUCGAGUUAUUCGAUUGUAUGACCCAGAUGGCUGCGUUUCGUCAAAGCUUCCAUACCUCAACUUGUCUGCCUCCCCUUUCCAGUUCAAUGAAAUAGACUCAUAUAAUUUCUCGUUAUUCAAUUGUUCUGCACCAGACAGACAAAUGUUUGAUUCUGUACCAUUCAAACAAAUGUUUCUCUCGGUUCCUUGCCUUCGAGCUUCCGCCUACCAAGUGUAUGCCAUAUUGUCUUGGAACAACGUUGAUGAUUUUCCUUUGACAUCUUACAGCAACAUUCAUAACUUAGAAGAAUCGGUGCCCUAUAAUAUAUUUCACCAAGGAGGUAAGCUUCAGUUGAGUUGGUCGAAACCAAAUUGCAGCCUCUGUGAAGCUGAAGGCAAGAUUUGUAGAUUGAAGAAUGAUACCACAGAAUAUGAAACUGAAUGUGUUGCCAAAUCCAAGACACUCAAAGGUCAUGCAUUUAAGAAACAAUUGUGGGCAGGUGAUGUUGUCUUUUGUUUUUGGGGGUGA
Messenger RNA from Ilex paraguariensis (yerba mate), 780 nucleotides. The record is from the annotation of a GenBank genome assembly. NCBI's taxonomy places the organism in Eukaryota, Viridiplantae, Streptophyta, Magnoliopsida, Aquifoliales, Aquifoliaceae.